UGAUAAGCCAUGUGACGUUUACUGAGAUAGUCAUAUUGGAGAAGAAAAUAUGUCGUCCGAUAGAAUCAACGUUUUCCCUUCAAGGAUGGCCUUGACCAUCAUGAAGGCAAGAUUAAAGGGAGCACAAAAGGGCCACAGUUUGCUGAAGAAGAAGGCAGAUGCAUUGACCCUGAGAUUCAGAAUGAUUCUUAAGAAAAUCAUUGAGACAAAAGUAAGGAUGGGAGAGGUGAUGAGGGAGGCAGCGUUUUCUCUUGCGGAGGCGAAGUUUACCUCUGGAGAUUUUGGACAUAUUGUUUUACAGAAUGUCAACAAAGCUCAGCUGAAAGUCCGAUCAAAGAAAGAAAAUGUGGCUGGUGUACAGCUGCCGGUGUUUGAACACUACUUAGAUGGCUCAGACAGUUAUGAGCUGACUGGUUUAUCAAGGGGUGGACAGCAAAUUGACAGACUUAAGAAAAACUAUGCCACAGCGAUCAAAUUACUUGUAGAACUUGCUUCCCUACAGACAUCUUUUGUAACCUUGGACGAGGUCAUAAAAAUUACAAACAGGAGAGUAAACGCCAUCGAACAUGUAAUUAUCCCCCGUAUUGAGCGUACACUUGCAUAUAUUACAACAGAACUGGAUGAGAGGGAGCGUGAAGAGUUUUACAGGUUGAAGAAGAUUCAGGAAAAGAAGAAGAAAAUGAAGGUUGCUGCUGAGGAAAAAUUGAGGGAACGGAAAGCAAGGGGGGAAAUAAGUCGGGAGGAUGCUGCUAAUCUGUUGGAGGAGGGUCGGGAUGAAGAUCUGUUGUUUACUGACUGACCCUGGGUUCAUCAUUCCAAUCUCCAUAGUUACAUGUACAUACAAAUAUACUAGUCUGAUACAUAUAUCUGCUGGCCCUAUAGUGCUAGCGUUAGGCAAACAUAGUCACAGGAAAGCUACACUUAAACAAGGGACACCCUACCAAACCAUUUAAGUCUGUAAACGGACAAUUUUUUCGUGAUCUGGCACAAAAAACUGCCAGAUCAAGGUUAUGCUAGGGCAUAGCGUCUGUCAUCAGCUUUUUCAAUGACUUCUCCAGAACCAUCAGGAUCUUAUAUUUUGCCUGUAGCUAGCUCUAAAUUUUUGUAUGCCUAUCAAAAUUUGUAUGGGAACUAGUAUUGUAUAGGAAGGGUCUGUCUGUCCACUCUUUGGUUUCUGCAAGAUUACUUGCUUUAAUAUCAAUCCAUUUUUAACUUAACGCAAAUGCUCAUGUCAUUGCCCUGUCAAAGUGGUACUUUUCUGCAUUCUUUGGAAAGUUAAUACAUUUUACAUGUCUUCUAGAUUGUCUCAAGUUUAGGGGAAACAUUUCAAAACUGUGUCGAAGAUAAACAGGUGAGCGAUACAGGCUCGAUGGGCCUCUUGUUGAGGGCUUCGCAUGGACUAUGUUGUGCAUUUAGAUAUGUUCAUUUCAAAUGUUAUUCAGAAAAUCAUAUAAGCAGUUAUGAUUAAAAUUUAGGUCAACAACUGUAUACCGGUAAAUUUUCGCUGCGGUUUAAUUUUUGCCUUUUUCGCCUUCCGUAAUGAGGGCGAAUUUAUCAUUACAUUAGGGAACAGCAUAAUGAAAUAUAAUUCUUUAUUUCUUUAACAAAGAUUGCAUACAGCCCAGAGGCUACUAGAACAGCAUUAUGUACAUACAUAGAAAUUAAAUGAGAAGACCAAAUUUAAUAUUGGGGAAAAUAUGGAUUUUAAUGUCAAAGGGCAAAAAAAAAUUCCCGUAUCCUUUUACUGUAUACCGGGGCAUUUUGUCCUUCACCAGUAAAAUCCAUAUUACCCAGUGUUAAUUUAGCCCCUUCACUUUCAAUUUCUAUGUAUAAUUUGUAUCAUUUACUAAUACUUGAUUCAAUGAUAAAUUUACCCCGAUUACUGAGGGUGAAAAAGGGAGCAAUUUAAACUGCGUAAAAAAAAUCCCAGUAUACAGAAUUUGGUUGUUUAUGUAAUUUUAUUUGUUAAUUUGAAGCAGUGAGUUGGGUUUGGUACUGUUCAGUUUACAUGGUGCGGCCAGUUGAUCUCAUUUGGGUACUGGCAUUUGCGAAAUCCAGAAAUGCUAAUUGGCGACAUCAGAGUGUUCUUUCAAUAUCUUGAGUGAGUCUCGGGUGAUAAAUUUUGUUAGAAAACCCAUCAAUAUUUUGCCUUUGAUAUGAUCUUUUUAAUGAAUAAAUAAAAUGAUGGUUCAGUAAUCAAUUUUGGGUACCUAGAUCUGUAACUUGGGAUUUCACAGAAAUUAUGAUAGUUUCUAUUUAUUUGCUCAAUGUGAUAACUGAUGGUGGUUGUAGAGGUUAAUAAUAGGUGAAAUAUUUAAAAUUUAAAAAAAUCUUACAUUUUAAGGCAUUUUUAAGUCUAUUCAGAUUUUGACCAAACCUGAUAGGACAGACCCUAUUAUGACCCUCCGACAAGAACCUAGUAGGAGUAUAGACUUUCAUGACCCAAAUACAGUGUUUUUUCUUGAUGAAGGAUUUGAAAAUCCAAGAUGGUUUACAUUCCCUGUGAUAUUAUCCAAGACAUUUUCCACAUUUAUAGUUGGCCCCUGAUUUUCCCACUUUUACUAUUGCAAAAAGUUGUAGGUAUAAUGCCAGGAGCCUGCUCGUUUAUGCGGAACAACCGGUUUGUCCCUUUUUAAAUGUAACAUUUUCGGGUAUAAAUCCUUGCAGACCUGCAAAAGUUUAUGCAGGCCUUGCAAGGCAAAACGAAUAUGACCCUGGUGUUGUUCAGAGGUAUGCAUUAUUUCCAUUUUUUGCCAUUUAAUUACUCUGUAAUCUGUCUGAACUGGACAUUCCUGGAACAAAAACAUUUGGCCGGUUUAUACAGGGUCUGAUUUAUACAGUGUAGGUGAUGUUGGUUAUCAACAUUUUAAAUAAGUAUGUUAUGGGGAAGUAUUGUAUGUUAAAAUAUGGCACUGAUGUUAGAAGUUCAGGAAUAUAAUCAAUUUUAAUAUUCAAUAAUUACGAUAAUUCACAUUUCAAAGAGAUUGUACAUUUUUGACGUCGGUGACUUUAAUCAAAUCGAUCCGAACAGAUUCUGAUAAGAUACAUGGUUGACAACCUAACAAGCAAUAUAUGUGAUCAGCUCUAAGACAAGACAAUAAUUUGCAUGGAUAUCCCACAGAUGAAAGGCUAGCUGGAAUGAGAAAUUGAACUAUUGUUGAAACGCUGGUUUAGAGAGUAGACUUGGUUGUCAUGCCAUAGUUAAGAGAGAAAAUGCCAGGACCAGACAUUAUAGCCAGUAAACAGGUGGGUUAAGCAGGGAUAGUUCAGACAGGUAAUAUUGUAUUUGCAAAAACAUUUGAAAAAGAACUGAAAGUCUGUUAGUGUUGAGAAAGUUAAAAAAAAAGAGGGGGGUGGGGUGAAAACCUUUUUUUUUUAAAUAUCCAUUAUAUGGUAAUCGCCUCCAAUAUAAGUAAAGGAGAUACAGUGCUACAGGAUAUAUUGAAUUGAUCGGGCAUCGAUACGUAGCAUUAUGUGGUAUAAUGGUUAUUACUAGGUAUUUAAUUUGUUGAAAUUUAUUUAUAGAUGCAUGGUAUGUAUGAAAUUUAAAUCGACACUAAUAUCAGUUUGGACGAUUGUUAUGUUAUUAUGUGAUAUUGUAUAAACAAGUAAAAAUAAAGUGGUAUUAGAUUGA
Molecule: messenger RNA, 3634 nt
Organism: Mizuhopecten yessoensis (Yesso scallop)
Lineage: Eukaryota; Metazoa; Mollusca; Bivalvia; Pectinida; Pectinidae
Product: V-type proton ATPase subunit D-like
Exons: 7
Coding region: 50-799 (249 amino acids)
Cellular component (GO): proton-transporting V-type ATPase complex
Molecular function (GO): proton-transporting ATPase activity, rotational mechanism
Source: RefSeq, a predicted model, not a curated record